Molecule: messenger RNA, 1553 nt
Organism: Lathyrus oleraceus (garden pea)
Lineage: Eukaryota; Viridiplantae; Streptophyta; Magnoliopsida; Fabales; Fabaceae
Product: inactive protein RESTRICTED TEV MOVEMENT 2
Exons: 2
Coding region: 196-1341 (381 amino acids)
Source: RefSeq, a predicted model, not a curated record
UAAGAGAGUAUUUAGUUUACCUCCAAAUAGAAAACCUAGAGCAUUCUUCUGCCAUGGCCGGCGUGGAAACAGCAAAACGGUUUUCGAUUUUUCUAGCAAAUACUGGAUUGUAAAUCAUCACGUUUCGCCUUGCAAAGCAUCGAAAAUUGUAAAUCAUCAAGAUUGAUAACAAUCAUCAACGAAGUUACAGAGAAGAUGUCGCUGAUUCCGAGUUCACUUUCCAGUUCCUUUCCUGAAAAAUCAGCAUUCUUGAGCAUACUUGUGGACUGGAAGGAGACUCCAGAAGCGCAUGUCUUCCAGACGGAUCUUCCUGGACUGAAGAAGGAGGAAGUGAAGGUGGAGAUCGAUGAUGAUAGUGUUCUUCAGAUAAGUGGAGAGAGAAGCUUUGAGAAAGAAGAUGAGAACGAUGAAUGGCAUUGCGUGGAGCGUAGCAGCGGGAAAUUCAUGAGAAGGUUUAGAUUACCAGAGAAUGCUAAAAUUGAUCAAGUCACCGCAAAUAUGGAGAAUGGUGUUCUCACUGUAACCGUUCCUAAACAAGAGGAGAAGAAGCCUGAAGUCAAAGCAUACAUGGAGAAUGGUGUUCUCAUUAUACCAGUUCCUAAACAAGAGGCGAAGAAACCUGAAGUCAAAGCAUACAUGAAGAAUGGUGUUCUCCAUAUACCUGUUCCUGAACAAGAGGCGAAGAAACCUGAAGUCAAAACAUACAUGAAGAAUGGUGUUCUCCAUAUAUCUGUUCCUGAACAAGAGGCGAAGAAACCUGAAGUCAAAACAUACAUGAAGAAUGGUGUUCUCCAUAUAUCUGUUCCUGAACAAGAGGCGAAGAAACCUGAAGUCAAAACAUACAUGAAGAAUGGUGUUCUCCAUAUAUCUGUUCCUGAACAAGAGGCGAAGAAACCUGAAGUCAAAACAUACAUGAAGAAUGGUGUUCUCCAUAUAUCUGUUCCUGAACAAGAGGCGAAGAAACCUGAAGUCAAAACAUACAUGAAGAAUGGUGUUCUCCAUAUAUCUGUUCCUGAACAAGAGGCGAAGAAACCUGAAGUCAAAACAUACAUGAAGAAUGGUGUUCUCCAUAUACCUGUUCCUGAACAAGAGGCGAAGAAACCUGAAGUCAAAACAUACAUGAAGAAUGGUGUUCUCCAUAUAUCUGUUCCUGAACAAGAGGCGAAGAAACCUGAAGUCAAAGCAUACAUGAAGAAUGGUGUUCUCCAUAUACCUGUUCCUAAACAAGAGGCGAAGAAACCUGAAGUCAAAGCAUACAUGAAGAAUGAUGUUCUCAAUAUACCUGUUCCUAAAAGUCAAAGCAUACAUGAAGAAUGGUGUUGUCACUAUAACUGUUCCUAAACAAGAGGUGAAGAAACCUGAAGUCAAGACCAUUGAUAUCUCUGGUUAAACGCCCAACGAGUUCUGCGUUAGAAUGGUGUUAUUUGCUUUAUUCUAGCAUAGUAUGUUUUUUUUGUGUUUAUCUAUUGUAUAUGAAAGGAAAAGAUUGUAUUAUGGAAUGUGUUUCGAAUUUUCAAGGAUUUUAUGUGAAUAAAUAUCUGUUUAAAGUAAAU